AUGCUCAUCAACCUGACUGUGGCCAUCAAGGAAUCUCGUGCCUUUCAUGGAACAGAGCCCGCCUUCCCCGCCACUGCCCCUGACCCCGUGGAAGUGACGGCCAUGGAUUCACAUCCAGUGCGGCUUGCCCCUCCACCACCUCCCCUAGCACCUCCACCACCACCUCCUCCACCUCCUCCUCCCCCUCUGCCACCUGCGCCCUCCACUUCCCCUUUCAGCCGAGCAGACAGUGCCCGCCGCAGCCGACUCAGGAAGCUGAACUGGGAGCGGAUUCCCAAAGAGAAGGUGGAGGGGCGGAAAAGUGUGUGGAGUGGGGCAGACCCAGGCGAAGAUGAGUUCCCCAUAGAUCUUCAUUCUCUGGAUGAGCUGUUUGGUCAGAAGGACAAUAAGCCACAGGACAGAACCAGCAAACUGAGACGCAGGUCUGCCCUGCUACGCUGCAGAUCCCCUCAAGACAGCUCAGAGGAGAUCUCCCUGUUUGACUCCAAGCGCAGUAUGAACAUUGGAAUAUUUCUACGCCAGUUCAAGUUGCCUGCUAAGGACAUUGUUGAAGAUAUCAGACAUGGUGCUGGAGAUCGCUAUGGAGCAGAGAAACUUACAGAGCUCUGCAAAUUACUGCCUGACAGUGAUGAGGAAUCUCGCCUGAAGAGGUUCAGUGGGGAGCGCAGCUGGCUUGGAGAACCUGACCUUUUCAUGUUGCUGUUGGUGGAAGUCCCCAGUUUUCGACUUCGUCUGGAUGCCAUGAUCUUGCAACAAGAGUUUGACCCUGCUGUGACCUCUCUGUGUGUGGCAGCCAGAUGUCUGAGGGAGGCGGCCAGAGAACUGCUGAGCUGUCCUGAGUUACACUCCAUCCUCCGUUUGGUGCUGAAAGCAGGAAACUAUAUGAAUGCUGGUGGAUAUGCAGGGAAUGCCGCAGGUUUCCGAAUUUCGUCACUGCUCAAACUGGCUGACACCAAAGCCAACAAGCCGGGCAUGAAUCUGCUGCAUUUUGUAGCUAUGGAAGCUGUGAAAAAGGACCAGAGUUUACUGUCUUUCCCCAGCCAACUAGGCCAUGUUGGCUCCGCCUCCAGGUUGUGUAAGGAGUCUGUACUGGAGGACUUAUCCAAGUUAAAAAGCAGAGUGGUGGCCCUCAAGGCUGAGAUCCUGACAGAGCCAGAGAUUCAGCAGCAUACACAACCUUUUCUGGAGAUGGCUGAGGAGCGAUUGACAGAAGUGGAGGAUGAGGUAGAGGGUAUGAGGAUGUCCAGUCAGGCUCUGGUGGAGUUCUUCUGUGAAGAUGACAACACCUUCAAAUUAGAGGAGGCUUGCAGGGUCUUGCAUUUAUUUUGCCUCCGCUUCCAAAGAGCUGUUCAGGAGAAUGCAGAGCGAGAACUGAAGGAGCAGAAGCGGUUGGAACGUCAGCGUGAAAUGGGGGAAAAGCGUCGCUCUUUGGCAGUCUGUACAGGACUGGAUCUGGGCCUGAGCCUUGCCAGAGAACCACACAGUCAGGAGAACCAAGAUGAACUGGAGAAAAUCCUGGAAAAGAACUUGAGUUACACAUGGAGUCGACGUAGCCUGAGAAGCACAGACUCUCGCAGAUACUCUCACCAUCUCCAAAAUGACAGCAUCCAUCUCCAUAACUCAUCCAUGCUCAAGAGUUUUUCUGAGCUGGACAGCAGCCUCACAUCAAGCAGUUGUCACUCCAACAGCUCUUCUGAACAUGAAACCACCACUGUGCUUUGUAGCUCCCCGGAAACUGAUGGCACAUGCUCCCCUAUAGACCAAGAACCUGUUCUGAGUGGAGAUGGUAGGACUAAUCCUAGCAAACACCAAGUAACCAGCCAGAGGACGGAAGCAGUUCAAGACUCACACAUUUCUCCAUUUAGUCACUCACAGCAUGAACAUUGUCUAAUAGUCAAACAACAUGGGCCUGAGAGCAUUUCUUAUUCUUUGCAACAUCAUCUGGAGGAAACCGACACCCGUGGACUUAGAAAUGAAGCUGAAUCUUUACCGGGUCCUUACACAAACUCUCCUGCUCUUUCAUCUGGUUCCCUUUGUGAUAAAACCCAAACCACUGGUCACAGACACAGGUUUGGGUUGCAGCCAACAAACGAUAAUCAUCCCCUACAAAAGAAAUCAAUUGACACUUGCGCUGCUGAGUCCAUACCUCAGUCUGUUCAUAAAAGUGGAAUAUUUUCUCAUAGGAACACCAGGACUGGGCCGUUAAGGUACCAGAAAUCAGAGAGCCACUCACAAUCUUCAGUAAAUGUUUCAGAUAAAGUCCAUUCGCAGCCAGAGAGGACUGAGGUGCCUACUGUUACAACCACUGUUGCAAUGCCUGAUUUACCAAAACAGCCAGACACAGAGGUGGCGUCUACGCCUGUGGAUGACAACUGGAUGCCUUCAAGUUUACCAGAGUUCAGCCAGUCACAACCAGAAAAGUACUCUGACUUGCCAAAUCCUGAGAGGGACAUGGUGAGGUCAUACUCCCGUGUGGGUGAAACACUUGAGUGCCACACUCUAGUGAAGGGCCUCCGAUCAUAUGAUGUGUUGUCUCCCCCGACUUCCCCACUCCCACGACCUGCACCAAGUCUCUGCUCCAAGUGGAGGAAAGAGAGGGAGGUUGAUCUUCGAGAAGGGACAACUCAAGGGUCUCCUACCUCAAAGGAGGAGACCCGAACCAUGAAGAUCCCUGUUCGAAGUGGGAUAGGAGCCAAAAGGGGUCUCGUGUCUCGUGCGAGUCUUUCCAAUAGCACAGGCAUUCCCAGGGUGCGUUCCAAAACUGAAACUACAAAUUCAGGUCCAGCUGCUACAAACCCACCCACUCCUAGCCGCCCGUCUGCACCUCGCAGCCUAUCCAUGCGCUCAUCUCCUAUCACUCGGCCUGCAGCUGCUCAGGGUGACGUGAAAAGAAGUAAUAGCACUCGAGAGAGGACACAGACUGUAAAUGAAGCACCAACCCCAGGAAAGCCUACUCUGAUCCGCAGGACUUCAGACAGAUCAGUGUCAGAGAAAGUCACAGGCAGCACCCAGACAACUUUCAUCAGAGGAUCUCCUCUCCGAGUGUCUAAAAGAGUUGCCCCAAACUCUGAGUCUCAGAUUCCCUCCCAGCCUCGCACAACCCACAGCCCAUCCUCCACCACAGCCAAGACCAUACGCACGGCAGUCAUAUCUGCUGCCCGUAGUAAAACUGCCAAAACAACAAGCAGCAGUACUCCAGUUGCCAACUCUAAAAUCCCUACAGCCUCACGGAUACCUGGUCCCAAAAUGCCUCGAUCUACUUCUGCUACAGCUCAGCCUCUUUGGAGGUGAUGGACAGUUGAAGUGCCUCUAGUUUUAAUUUUGUGCAGACUUUUCCUGCCUUCAUGAUUCCGACAUAUUGUGAAAGUAUUCAUAAAUUGUCUUAUCAUUUGCUGUCUGGUCUUUAUCAGUUCUACUUCAAUAUUCACCUUUUAUUAUAUGUGUAUUUAGUUCUGACUGGUAUAUAGGUGAGAGGUAACUGCAUGGGGAAUAUCUUGGACACCACCUGAGCAGGAAAUCCAUUUAAAUCCUACCUCUUUUUUUAUCCACUUGGGUCCAUUGCAGGCAAUGGGGCAUCUCAAAUUUAACUUUUCACACCAGUAAAACAUUGUGGGAUCACUCAGUACAAUGUGUGGGAUGUAGGAUAACUGGGGAAUUACUUUAGUUUCUGGAUUUGGGAAAGAAGUAAUUUUUUCUUACUGUAUUUUAGGAAAUGAUCUUUAUGUUUUGAAUACUGUGAGUUUUUUGCUACAUGAUCACUGUGUUCACACCUGGGCUGUCUUAAAGUCCAAACUAAACAUGGUACAACAUCAAACUGUUCGUCCACUUAUUGAGAGGCCUCAUGAUUCUAAUGCACUUUACAGACUGAAGAAGAGGCUGCAAGAUGAUGAUGUUUGCUGUAAUUUUGUCAAUGUUAUUUUAUAUCAGAAGAUUCUAUAACUUUAUUGAACAGCAGUGGUUCAUAUUCACUGUAUAAUAUGGAUUUGUAAAUAGAAGAUGAAUAAAAAUGGUGAUUUGAUUGCA
This is a messenger RNA of Sphaeramia orbicularis (orbiculate cardinalfish), 4023 nucleotides long. It is a transcript of the gene fhdc2, whose product is annotated as FH2 domain containing 2. Bases 1 to 3291 code for a protein of 1096 amino acids. The record is from RefSeq and is a predicted model, not a curated record. NCBI's taxonomy places the organism in Eukaryota, Metazoa, Chordata, Actinopteri, Kurtiformes, Apogonidae. The transcript is spliced from 11 exons.